UAAAUUAAUUUUUUUGUGGGCGAUUAAAUGGGACAAAAUCGAUUGAGAGACUACGUGACAUAGAAAAAGAGAAAUUUUUUUAAAUUUUUGUAACUUUUUGAAUUUGAUUUUUAUUAUUUUUCGAUUGCACCCUUAACGAGUUAUUAGUGCAGGAUUUAAAUUUAUUUUUUCUUUUUUUUAGACACAUCUAAAUUUUUCAAAAAUAAAACAAAAAAUGGACAUGUCUUCAGCGGCUGCUUUUCUGGAUGGAAGCUCUAAUGGUGCUUGUGGGAACAAUUCUUCAGAGCCUUUGACUAGUUUAGAGGUUGCAAAAAAACUGGGACUUAGCAAUCAAUUUGCGUUUGCUCUAGAUUGUUUGCCAUUUCGAGAAGAAGAAACCUGUCCAAUUUUGGUAAUCGACUUUCUCCAAAUGGAUACUGGUCAGAAGGAGAUGGUUGUCAAUUUUUUGCUCAAUUAUGGUGGUCAUCUAAUUGGUACGGGAGGGCAUGCUAUCGGUUUCUUGGAAUGGACAACUCUUAUGGAGGCUAAUCUCAGUUUGCGUCGGGCUCAUCCUGAGGUUUUCUACGAUGAGAAUGGUCGUCAGAUGAAUGGACAGGCGAUUUCACGAAAUCAAACAGCUUCAACUGUAAUUCUUACACCAGAGACUGAAAAGAAAUGGACAUUGACAGAGGUGCCGCAAUUCUUUGAGUAUUGAAUGACAUAUAAUAUAUGUCAAAAUCUCAUUUGUAAAAAAAAUUUUUGAUAUUUAAAAUAAAUUUUUAUUUUAGUUUUGUUUUUUUUUGUCGAAAGGUUAGAAAACUUCUGCCUUCUUAUUUUUUCUUUUAAUUACGUUUCGAAAUCAGACCGCAAUUGAAAAAACCCCCGCAAUUUACGCAAUCCGCAAUUGCAUGCAGCCCUAAUCCUCGUCCACGAACGUUUUCUAAGCUCAUUCUUGUUGAAGAAUUGGUUCAUCGUUCCAAACCUUAGUUUUUGUAGACUUGUUCCUACUUAUCAUUUGACAUUUUCC
Molecule: messenger RNA, 1006 nt
Organism: Meloidogyne enterolobii
Lineage: Eukaryota; Metazoa; Nematoda; Chromadorea; Rhabditida; Meloidogynidae
Source: the annotation of a GenBank genome assembly